This is a messenger RNA of Kockovaella imperatae, 2089 nucleotides long. Its product is annotated as vacuolar membrane ATPase subunit A. Gene Ontology annotation, molecular function: proton-transporting ATPase activity, rotational mechanism; ATP hydrolysis activity; ATP binding. The record is from RefSeq and is a predicted model, not a curated record. Bases 160 to 2016 code for a protein of 618 amino acids. Gene Ontology annotation, biological process: proton transmembrane transport; ATP metabolic process. NCBI's taxonomy places the organism in Eukaryota, Fungi, Basidiomycota, Tremellomycetes, Tremellales, Cuniculitremaceae. The transcript has 15 exons. Gene Ontology annotation, cellular component: fungal-type vacuole membrane; proton-transporting V-type ATPase, V1 domain.
GAUCAUUUGGGAUUCUGCUAUUCAACGAGCUCGAUCUUGUCAGACGAGUGAACUAGAGUCGAACAAAGGGCUAAUCCCGCUGCACGAAUUCACAUCGUGCCAGAUAGUCACUCGCUGCCUCAGAUCGCGUGGAUCCUUCCCACCUAACACUCGUAAAAAAUGGCCGGCGCCAUGGACAGGGCAAAGAAGGAGUUGCCAAAGGUUCGAGAUGAGGAGCGAGAAAAGAUGUUCGGAACGGUCUUCUCCGUCUCCGGUCCCGUCGUUAUCGGAGAGAACAUGAGAGGAUGUGCCAUGUACGAAUUGGUCAGAGUGGGACAUCAAGAGCUGGUCGGAGAGGUGAUCCGAAUCGAGGCGGACAGAGCAUCAAUUCAAGUCUACGAGGAGACAUCCGGUGUGACCGUUGGAGAUCCCGUUUUGAGAACGGGUAAACCGCUCAGUGUGGAACUUGGACCUGGUUUGAUGACCAAUAUUUAUGAUGGAAUUCAGCGUCCACUCAAAGCGAUCCAGGAAAAAUCGCAGAGUAUCUACAUUCCUCGUGGCAUCAACACCCAGGCCCUGGACAGACAGAUCAAAUGGGACUUCAACCCUGCAAGCUUCAAAGUUGGUGACCACAUCGCCGGUGGUGACAUCUUCGGAUCGGUGUAUGAGAACUCUCUGCUCGACAACCACAAGAUCAUGCUGCCUCCACGUGCAAUGGGAACCAUCACCCGGAUUGCUGAGAAGGGUAGCUAUUCCGUCGAGGACAUCGUCCUUGAAACAGAGUUCCAGGGAAAGAAGCAAGAACACACCAUGAUGCAACUGUGGCCGGUCCGAGCCCCUCGACCCGUCGCAGAGAAGAUGACUGCCGAUUACCCAUUGUUCACUGGACAACGUGUCUUGGACUCUCUGUUCCCUUGUGUCCAAGGUGGAACUACUGCCAUUCCCGGAGCUUUCGGAUGUGGAAAGACCGUCAUCUCUCAAGCCUUGUCCAAAUUCUCAAACUCUGAUAUCAUCAUCUAUGUUGGUUGCGGCGAGCGUGGAAACGAAAUGGCCGAAGUAUUGGCAGACUUCCCCGAACUCACUCUCGAACGUAACGGCCGUGAGGAGCCAAUCAUGAAGCGAACCGCUUUGGUCGCCAAUACCUCCAACAUGCCUGUCGCUGCGCGAGAAGCCUCAAUCUACACUGGUAUCACUCUGUCCGAAUAUUUCCGAGAUCAAGGAACAAAUGUUGCUAUGAUGGCAGACUCCACUUCACGAUGGGCCGAAGCGUUGCGAGAGCUUUCAGGUCGUCUGGCAGAGAUGCCCGCCGAUUCCGGAUAUCCCGCUUAUCUCGGUGCCAAGCUCGCUGGGUUCUACGAACGAGCUGGAAAGGUCACUUGUCUCGGCAGUCCUUCUCGUCACGGUACCGUGUCGAUCGUUGGAGCCGUGUCACCACCGGGAGGAGAUUUCUCAGAUCCUGUCACAAGUGCGACGCUCAGUAUCGUCCAAGUCUUCUGGGGUUUGUCAAAGGCACUUGCUCAAAGAAAGCAUUUCCCUUCGGUCGACUGGAACGUUUCGUACUCGAAAUACCUUAAGAUUCUCGAUGCUCACUAUGAGAAACACGCCGCUGGAUUCAUCGACCUCCGAAGUCGAGCUCGAGAGAUUUUGCAGAAAGAGCAGGAUCUCGCCGAAAUCGUCCAGCUGGUUGGCAAGAGUGCUCUCGGUGAAUCUGACAAGGUCACCCUCGAGGUUGCGCGAAUGCUCAAGGACGACUUCCUUCAACAGAAUGGUAUCUCUGAAUACGACCGAUACUGUCCAUUUUACAAGACUCACGGCAUGUUGAAGAACUUUGUCUACUUCUAUGACCUGUCUCAGCGAGUCAUUGAGACUGGAGACGUCACAUGGGCAAAGAUCCGAGACUCUGCCUCUGAUCCCAUUUACCAAUUGUCUCAAAUGAAAUUCGAAUCUCCCAACACUCAAUCCGAAGAGGAUAUCACUGGCAAGUUUGACAAGCUCUACAAUGAGAUUGGAGAGACCUUUAGGCGUAUGCAAGAGUGAUAGAUUGGUGUGUGGGUGGUGGACUCUCGUUUCUGACAUGUAGAUGCAAGAGCAUGUAUAAGCAUUUGAUUAG